Messenger RNA from Dermacentor silvarum, 2571 nucleotides. It is a transcript of the gene SCCRO4, whose product is annotated as DCN1-like protein 5. Gene Ontology annotation, cellular component: ubiquitin ligase complex. Gene Ontology annotation, molecular function: cullin family protein binding; ubiquitin conjugating enzyme binding; ubiquitin-like protein binding. Bases 261 to 1043 code for a protein of 260 amino acids. The record is from RefSeq and is a predicted model, not a curated record. The transcript has 10 exons. NCBI's taxonomy places the organism in Eukaryota, Metazoa, Arthropoda, Arachnida, Ixodida, Ixodidae. Gene Ontology annotation, biological process: positive regulation of ubiquitin-protein transferase activity; protein neddylation.
GAGUAAAUGAAUAGAGAAGAAUUGUUUCAAUUAGUUAUUUGAACAAAAUAUUCGGCACAGUAGUUUGGGUAAAUAUCGAUGCAGGACACGCAGAAGUCACCGUGGCGCACGCUAACACAACAAAUUCCUCCUUCCUCCAGUAUUCGUUUAGGAAUCUAACGCUAGUGGAGUCAAGCAACGUGUUGACAGGAAGCUGCAGCAACCACACUUGCAGUGACCAGCCCCCGCUCUGUAAUCAAGCUCAGCCGCUAGACUUCAGAAUGGGCCCCCAGCGCCGCCGGCGUGCUGACAACCACGAUGAUGACUCCUUUGGUGCGAGCAAGCGACUACGUGGAGGAGCACACAUUGGGUCUAAAAGGACUCUCUUCAAUAGUGAAUCCACUAUGUCGAGCUUUUCUGAGAAGCGCUGCCUUGCCCUCUUCCAGGAAUACACAACGGUGGACGACCCAAAAUUGAUGGGACCUGACGGUAUGGAAAAAUUUUGCGAAGAUAUUGGUGUCGAGCCUGAGAAUAUUGUCAUGCUAGUACUAGCGUGGAAAAUGGGUGCCAAACACAUGGGCUUCUUUAGUGAAGAAGAGUGGCUCCAUGGUCUCUCAUCACUUCAGUGCGACUCCAUUCAGAAGAUCCAAGGAAAGCUGGACUACUUGAAGUCUCUGCUGAAUGACCAAAAUCAGUUCAAGAGUAUCUACAGAUAUGCGUAUGACUUUGCUAGGGACAAGGAUCAGCGUAGUAUGGACAUGGCGACGGCAAAAGCUAUGCUGCAGCUCCUUCUCGGCAAGCAUUGGCCGCUGUGCGCAUCAUUCCACCAAUUCCUCGAGCAAUCCAAAUAUAGAGUGAUAAACAAGGACCAGUGGUGCAAUGUCCUGGAGUUCAGUCGCACCAUCAAGCCCGAUCUUUCCAACUACGAUGAGGAUGGAGCCUGGCCUGUGCUUCUGGACGAGUUUGUUGAAUGGCUGCGUGCGAGGUAUCCCCACCUACAUCGUGCUCCACACACAGCUGAGGACAGUAGCCUUCCCUCAUUUGGUGCAGCCUCGUGCAGCUGAGGGGAACUUGCCCUCUGCCACAUCCUCCUCUUCCUUCUGGAGUACCCCCUCCCUCUCCCAAACCAGUGGAGCACUCGGUCGGUGCCCCGCACCUUGACUUCUUCCUUCUUUUGCACUCCCGGUCUCCGCUGCAAGAGUACGGCACUCGAUGUCAAGAGGGCCAAAAUUGUUUUAAUGAACAGCUUCAGCCCUUGUCACCCUCUUGUCUUGCCUAACCGGCUUGUUUUCUUUAGUUAGGAACCGUACACACUACCUCUGUGCUGGACACCUGCGAAAUUUUGUUUUGUCUUUUUUGCCGUAUGGACAUUUCACUGUGACAAUUUUAUUAUUUUGUCUUGCAGGUUCGUUUUGAUUUCAAUGAGACGAAGCUUGAGAGAGUGCAUUUAAGUUGAGGAGGAGUCGUUUUUGAUUUAGUCAGCAUGUGCUGCAGUUGUCACGAAGUGGGUUGUUUUUUCUUUCGUCUUUUGUGGUCAUUCUCGUCUAUUUAUUCAUGUCGGAGUGGAGCAGCAUACAGCUUGCUUGCUUGCAUGCACAAUGCAUCUUGCGACAAGAGCAGAGGUUUAUCCAGAAGUUUUGUUGCCAUUGUGGCCAAAGGCAGUGCCAACUGCAAGCGAUGGCUUGCUCCCGUGAUCGGCACGCGUGCCUACAAACUGCUCUUUCUUUUUUUUUUGGUGAAACGUGCAUUUCCUACCCUCUUCCUGCCCCGAUGUGGUUCCCUCAACGAAAUUUUUUCUUCAUUUGAUAUCUUUGUUUUCCCGAUAUCCUCACGAUUACAAAAAGAAAAAAAAUUCUCAGGACACUCCUCCCGCCCGCGACUAGAGCUCUAGUUGGCGAACGCGCCACACCCCAGCAAAGAUAGUCAUCAGGUGUGGCCUAUCAUGUUCAAGCGCUGCUGUACUGUGCCCUCUUGUCUGCCACUGUACCAAAGGGUGUUCCCACUUGGUGUAGUCUACCUGUGCAAGCCUCUCAUUUUUAUUUUGGGAGGACAGUUCUUUUUAUAGAGUGUGUGCAUGGGCAUUUGGAGUGUGCGUUUUGUAUGAGGUGGGAAGCAGCAAGCAAGUACCUUAAGCAAGUCAACUUGCAUUUGUUGGCCAAGUAUGUAGCAGGGCGUUUUCACGACAGAGAAUUGGGCGAGUUGGUAUACGUUCAUGGCUGCGACAGCGCGUCUAAGGACAAGUAUGGUGUCUCUUUUUUUUUUUUUUUUUUGGCCCUUGUCUUUAGUUGCGCUGUUGCAGCCAUUAGGGCGUUAUCCCGUUGGAGUGUCGGUAAUUCAGGUGGCCUUGUUAGGUUUGGAUUGCAAAGAGUGCUGCUACAUUUAGCAAUUUGCCAUAGCAAGGCCCUACAAAGAAACUCUGAAAGGAACACAUUCCGUAGAUUGAACUUUCUAAGGAUUUGCUUUGACUAUAAUACCUUGCAAUGGUGUAGUACACUUUUUAACAGGUGCUGCUGCUCUUCCAAAAAAAAAAGUAUGCUGUAAUGAGACUGAACUUUUAAAGGAAUAAACAUUUGAACAUGCAAGUAUACAUUA